Molecule: messenger RNA, 3738 nt
Organism: Galeopterus variegatus (Sunda flying lemur)
Lineage: Eukaryota; Metazoa; Chordata; Mammalia; Dermoptera; Cynocephalidae
Gene: TSPYL4
Product: TSPY-like 4
Exons: 1
Coding region: 83-1321 (412 amino acids)
Biological process (GO): nucleosome assembly
Cellular component (GO): nucleus; chromatin
Molecular function (GO): chromatin binding; histone binding
Source: RefSeq, a predicted model, not a curated record
UGGUACUAACUGCCGGUUGAGGGGGAGAGCGGCUGCGGCAGAGGACGAGUCUUCUUCUCACGCAGGUCGGACUUGUACCAAAAUGAGCGGCCUGGAUGGGGGCAACAAGCUCUCUCUCGGUAAUACCUGCGGCCUUGCUACUCCUGAACAUGCCGCAGGAGAUCCGGACCUAAACCAGGGCCUCCGCGAGGAAGCCGAGGUGACGCAGGCGAUGGCGGACACAGGUGGGAGCAGUUUGGAGACUGCUGCGGAGGGAGAUGCACCUCGGGAUGCCUCAAACUGUCGCCCCGCGCUCCGUAUCCGAGUUGCUGGGAGUCGCGGCGGAGCAGCUACCAAAGCGGGGCAGGAAGAUGCUCCGCCUCUCACGAAGGACCUGGAGGCUGCCUCAGUCUCCGUGGUAGCUGACAAUAGCCAGAAAAAUGGCUGUCAGCGCGGAGAGCCGCGCAUCCCUGCUGGGCAGAAGGCUCUAGAAGGCUGUGGCGCAGGGGAGUUGGGGUCCCAGGUGAUGCCUGGGGCGAAGGCCAAGGAAGUGACGACUAAAAAGUGCGCCACCUCAGCAGCAGCGGAAAAGGAGGGAGAAGCAGAGGCGGUGAUGAAGGAAAAGAAGAUGGUACAGAAGGAAAAAAAGGUGGGAGGAGGAGUGAAAGAGGAGACGCAGCCCAGGACCCCGAAGAUCAAUAACUGCAUGGACUCGCUGGAGGCCAUUGAUCAAGAGCUGUCCAACGUAAACGCCCAGGCUGACAGGGCCUUCCUUCAGCUGGAGCGCAAGUUUGGCCGGAUGCGAAGGCUCCACAUGCAGCGCAGGAGUUUCAUCAUCCAAAAUAUCCCAGGUUUCUGGGUCACGGCCUUUCGGAACCACGCCCAGCUCUCACCUAUGAUCAGUGGCCAAGAUGAAGACAUGAUGAGGUACAUGAUCAAUUUGGAAGUAGAGGAGCUUAAACACCCCAGAGCAGGCUGCAAAUUCAGGUUCAUCUUUCAGGGCAACCCCUACUUCCGAAAUGAAGGGCUUGUCAAGGAAUAUGAGCGCAGAUCCUCUGGCCGCGUGGUGUCUCUUUCCACUCCAAUCCGCUGGCAUCGUGGCCAAGAUCCCCAGGCCCAUAUUCACAGGAACCGGGAAGGGAACACUAUCCCCAGUUUCUUCAAUUGGUUCUCAGACCACAGCCUCCUAGAAUUCGACAGGGUUGCUGAGAUUAUCAAAGGGGAACUGUGGCCCAAUCCCCUGCAAUACUACCUGAUGGGUGAAGGGCCCCGCAGAGGACUUCGCGGCCCAGCAAGGCAGCCAGUGGAGAGCCCUAGGUCCUUCAGAUUCCAGUCCGGCUAACCUCUGCCCUUGUGAGAAGCUCCUGCGCAAGUUUCCUUACCAACUCCUUUUGGACCUAUGCUUGGCCAACAGCAUGCAGUCUUCUGUCUGCUUUCUCUUCAUACUGAAUUAUUUUGUCCUUUGGUUCUUCUAAAUCUUCAACAGUCAGUUGCAAGAUUGUCACUUACAUGCCUGUGCUCUUCCUCUGGGCCUUCAUGCUUUUCUGCAUCGUUGUCAGUAUGUUCCAAGUGCAUGGCCUGUUUUUAUGCCAAGCACAUGAUGCUGUAGAUAUGUACUGCCUGCCUUUGCAUGGCUUGGGACCAUAGUCUUCUCCCAGUUUUUUGAGUGGUUCUCUACCACAAGGAAGCUUGAUACAUCUUUACAAAUAGCUAGCUGGGCUUCAGACUUUAUGCUGGCUGUGCUCCUGUUACCCAUGUACUUAUGGCAAGCUCAUUGAGUUUCACCACUGCGAGAUGAAACUGAUAUCCCAACCCAGCCAUCAACCCAAACUGGACAUUCCAGGCUACCAUUAACUUGUUCCCAGCUGCUUCCCUGGGCCAUCCACCCUACUGGUUAUCAAGCAGGUGACUGGUGGGUGACUGCUAGGUAUGAAUGAGGUAACAGAAAAGAAGUGUUCUAUGUUAUCAUAUUGGUGUUCCUGUACCUUUGGUUACUCUGCAUCCUGACCAACUACUGGUGAGUAUGAAGGGCUAUGCUAUAGUCCACUCCUACUUGCUGUCACCUUCUGGUUGAGCUUUGCUCGGCCCACCAUUAUCUCCCUCCUAAGGAACCGUCUGUGGGCUUAAACUCCUAGGCAGGAAAACUAUAAACCCAAUUGGCUGUUAGGCAGGUUGGGCAGUAAUAUGUGACAGUGCCCAAAAAGCAAGGCUGGAACAGGGUGCCUUCCAGCAGUUAGCCCUUCUGAGCCUUAGCCAAGAAACCACCCUUAAGCUAGGCAGCUUUGUUAAGCAACCCCUCUUUCUCCCUCCUGCACCCACUCUGAAGAUGACAUAGUUGCCAGGCUGGGGGCACUGAGGGAGAGUGUUUUUGUAAUGUGGGGCUUGUUAUGCUUUUCUUUCCCCCGCAACUCCCCAACCUCCCCCCCCCCCACAACGCCCCGUUCCUUCCUCCCUUUCUCUCAAGCAGUUACAGCUCAGAAACAGACAACAAAACUGGGAAAGCAGGCCUUCUGCUUAAUUUUCUUUCCCCCUUGACUGUGUCCAGAGAGAGAAAAGUACCAUAAAAUAGACUCCAGAUCUCUUACUGCCCUCAUUCCUCUGCCUCACUUCUUUAACAAGGCCUGAAAGUUGCAAAGGGAGCCCUAAGUUAAUUGCUUAGUUGUGGAUACUGUUCUUUUAGGCUAACUCUGACAUCCCCACCCCUUUUCCCUAUCCAUUCUACUAAAACCUGUUUCUUGAGCUUUAAUUUGAGAAGCUGGGACAGAGAGAAGGGCCUCAUAGUGAGCAAGAGGUGAGCUAAAAGGAACCAAAACUUAGCUUCACUCCACUUUUCUAAAGGUGGAAAUUCUUUUUUUGGCCAUAGACUGCCUAAAAAUGACCCAGGGUAGCAUUUUGUAUGUCACCCCUGUCCUCUGUACUACUUGAUUACUGUCCUGAUGUCCCACGGGCCUCCAAUCCUAUUGCCUGGCUUUUGUGGCCCUCAGUUCUCAGCUUCUGCAUUGCCUUCCCUGCUUCUAUCCUAAUAAAUGAGACUGCAGGCUGCAGUCUGCAUUGGGGGAGAUCUCAAGCCUCUUCCUAGGGGUAAGGGGAUGUGGAAUCGUCUGGAUUUCCAGGACAAGUUCCAGUAGGUGGGACAGGGCUGUCUUGGUUGUGAGGAUGUAUGGUGGUCUUGAUGACCAUGCACCUCACCCUUUCUCCUUCUGAAGGCCUUGCUCUGAGCUCCCUAAAGAUUUAGGUGGUCUGGAUACCAGCAGUGGAGAGGGUGCUCUAGGCUGGGGAAAUUGAGUAAAAGCCCAGAAGCAGUAAUGAGCCUGCUGUGAAGUGGGCUGGGAAAGGCAGACAGGAAAGACUGAAACCCUGCAGGAUCCGGGGUUGGAAGGGAGGCCCCUGAGGCACUUCCCACCGUAAAGGUAGGAGAAUAAAAGUGGUUGAGGUUUAAAUGGAUGUCUGGAGGAGGUUUUCCUCCCAUUUUUCACAACUCCUUGAAUUCACCAUUAGAUUUUUGUAAAGAAAAUGCAAAGCUGUAUGUUUUAUUCAAGGAGUAACCUUUAUAUAUGUGGAAGAUUAAUGGUAUAUGCCCUUUAUUUCACUGUUUUUGAGUAAAAUCCUAUUAUUUCUCCAUUUCAGCCUACUGGCAAAAUUGAUGUUUACAGGCCUGCUUUUUGCUUGUAAUUGAGAACAUGUACAAAAAUUUCAAAUUUAUGUCCUGUGCAGUAUGAAGACUUCAGUGAAUAUUCAUUAAUAGCUUGUUCUGGUCUC